This is a messenger RNA of Sesamum indicum (sesame), 3167 nucleotides long. It is a transcript of the gene CAT8, whose product is annotated as cationic amino acid transporter 8. The record is from RefSeq and is a predicted model, not a curated record. Gene Ontology annotation, molecular function: amino acid transmembrane transporter activity. NCBI's taxonomy places the organism in Eukaryota, Viridiplantae, Streptophyta, Magnoliopsida, Lamiales, Pedaliaceae. Gene Ontology annotation, cellular component: plasma membrane. Gene Ontology annotation, biological process: transmembrane transport; amino acid transport.
ACAGAAAAUAGAUAUAAAUGCCCACAAAUCAAACUGGGCUCAGCCCACGCCAAUAGUUCCGAAGAAGUAAAUGAAAAGAUCACCACAAAUUUAUUGUUGUUCGACAACUUUGGGACUUCUGCGAGAUUUUCGUCUGGAUUUCAGAAGGAUCCUAACUGAAUUCCACUCUACUAUCCCUGAAUUCAUGGAAUCCAGCUACCCUCCGCCGUAACUGACCAAUGAUUGAUUCCUGUUUCCAGUCAAAGCUCUGAUUCCCUUUCAGUUUCAGAUGGGAUUUAUUAGUGGAAAAAAUCCUACCGAACCCUCCUCAGAACUCGUAUCCCCCCUCAAUCCUCCAGCAAGAAUGGAUCCCUCUCCCUCCGCCGCGGACGGAAGAUCCUACUGGCGUUUCAGCAAAGAAGAUUUUUUCCCCGAGCCCACCUUCCGGAACUUCUCCACUUAUCUCUCUGCCCUUUCCGAGACCCCCCACCGGCUCAAGGACCGUGUCCUUGGUCGUUCCUCCGAUGCCAAUGAGCUUAUCCAGAGCAAGAAGCAAUCGGAGAAUGAGAUGAAGAAAUGCCUCACUUGGUGGGACCUCGUUUGGCUCGGGUUUGGCUCCGUUGUCGGAUCCGGGAUAUUCAGCAUCACCGGUCAAGAAACCCACGAUCAUGCGGGGCCCGCAAUUGUCCUCUCUUAUGCUGUUUCGGGUUUGUCGGCUUUGCUAUCUGUGUUUUGUUAUACUGAAUUCGCUGUUGAGAUUCCUAUUGCUGGGGGUUCUUUCUCUUUUCUCCGUGUGGAAUUGGGGGAUUUUAUUGCUUUCAUUGCUGCUGGUAAUAUUUUCUUGGAGGCGCUUGUUGGGGCUGCUGGGUUGGGGCGCUCUUGGUCGUCUUAUGUUGCUAGUAUUUUUAAGAGUGACCCGGAUUUUUUGAGAAUUAAAGUUGAUUCUUUUGCUGAGGGGUUCAACCUGUUGGAUCCUUUGGCUGUGGUGGUUCUGGCGAUCGUGAAUGGGAUUGCCGUGAUGGGGACUAAACGUUCAUCGAUACUGAAUUGGGUUGGCUCCAUAUUUGGUGUGGCUGUGAUUGUGUUUAUUAUAAUAGUUGGAUUUGUCCAUGGGAAGAGCGAGAAUUUGGUGCCUUUUUUCCCUCAUGGGGCAGAAGGGAUGUUCACUGCGGCAGCUGUGGUUUACUGGUCGUAUACGGGUUUUGAUAUGGUGGCUAAUAUGGCUGAAGAGGUUAAAAAUCCUUCAAGGGAUAUACCAGUGGGCUUGGUUGGUUCAAUGUCUUUGAUCACUGUGGUAUACUGCUUGAUGGCAUUGGUGUUGGCAAUGAUGGUGAAAUACAGUCAGGUGGAUGUCAAUGCAGCUUACUCUGUUGUGUUUGAGAGGAUUGGGAUGAAGUGGGCUAAGUAUUUGGUGAGUAUUGUUGCUCUAAAAGGGAUGACUACGAGUAUGCUCGUCGGAUCAAUGGGACAGGCUCGAUACACGACUCAGAUAGCAAGAGCGCAUAUGAUUCCUCCUUAUUUUGCCUUAGUUCAUCCAAAGACUGGAACACCAAUAUAUGCAACACUUUUGACAACCACAGGUAGCUGCAUUCUUGCCCUGUUCUCGAGUUUGGAUGUUUUGUCGAGCGUGUUGUCAUUCAGCACACUCUUUAUUUUCAUGCUUAUGGCUGUUGCAUUGCUCGUGAGAAGGUACUAUGUUAACGAUGUCACUCCAAAACGUGACACUAUCAAAUUUAUGGUGUCAUUGUUUAUUAUUUUUGGUUCAUCACUUGGGAUAACAAUUCUUUGGAGUUCCAAGCAGAGGGGAUGGAUAGGGUAUACCAUCAGUGGAGGGUUCUGGGCUUUGGGAACUUUUGGAUUGGCAUUGAUUUCGAAGCACAGAGUUCCAAAAGUCUGGGGCGUUCCUCUUGUUCCGUGGUUGCCAUCUCUAUCUAUAGCUAUGAAUGUUUUCCUUAUAGGAUCUCUUGGUACCGUGGCAAUCUGGCGGUUCUUCAUAUGUAGUGCCAUAAUGCUAGUGUACUAUAUUUUGGCUGGUGUUCAUGCCACCUAUGAUGUGGCUCACAUGGAUCGACAAGAACCGAAACUCGAAGAAGGAGAUAGAAAUCCCAACAAAGGGAUCUUAUAGUUGGUGUAUUUCCUCAAGAUUUGGUUAACUGUUGUUCAUGUCCUAUGUUGUAUUUUUGUAAAGGAAUAUCCUGAGCUGAAUAUCAUUUCCCAUCUCUGUGUUAAUAUCGUCAUAAGCUCCUCACCCCCUGUAAGCUACAGGCAGAAAGAACCUAAGUCUUAUUAAAUGGCACGUGUGGGUUUCUGCGAUACGAGAAUCUAAGCGUGUUUUGGUAAGCUUAUAAACUUUUAAAAAUAUUUUAUAAAUAUUUGAAAAUUCUGAAAAUAUAUUGAAAGUAUUCAUUAAAUAUUUGAGAACUUAUAAAAUUAUGAUUGCUUACAUUUACAGGUUUUAUGAUCUUAUCUUUAUAAAAAAAAAUUAUUUUUUAAAAUAGGAUGUCCCGUCUUUUGAAUCUCAAAUACUUAAGAUAUGGAGCUCAUAAAAUCUUUUAAAUAAAUUAAGCUAAACACACUCUGUAUCUCCUGAUUCCGACAACACAAGGGAAGAAUCAAAGCUAUUUUCCCUUGUAAUUUUGUUGGUCUUCUGGAUCAUACAUAUGGUAUUUAAUAUAUUGGAUACAGGGAAUCCAUUUCGCCGUCCAGUAGCGAGAACCGUCUUUUUGAUUGGUACCGCAGUCGCUCUUUGGUUGGGUAUUGGUGCAACAUUACCUAUUGAUAAAUCCCUAACUUUAGGUCUUUUUUAAUUUGAUUCAAUUGUAAAAUAACACGACGUGUGUAUCUAGGGAAUAGUCGCUUCAAAGCGAAUUCUCCCUAGAUACAUCUAUUGAAUAAAAGUCUGAAUUUCUUUCGAAUAUAUGAAUUGUGCUACAGAUUCAAAACCUAUUUUCAGCUUAAUUAAAAAAGACGAAAAAAAAUCCAAUAGAUUUAAAGCUUCUUUUUUGGUAAAUCAAUUGCGAAAUGUUUUUCUAGAAUGCCCCAUAUCUCUUUUACAUCUUCUAGGCGAAAAUGUUCAAUUUUCAUAAGAUCUUCUUGACUGUUAUUCAAAAGGUCCAAUAAUGUAUAUAUAUUGGACCUUUUGAGGCAAUUAUAGACCCUGGGAGACAAUUCGGAUUGAUCAAUAAAAA